Molecule: messenger RNA, 642 nt
Organism: Ficedula albicollis (Collared flycatcher)
Lineage: Eukaryota; Metazoa; Chordata; Aves; Passeriformes; Muscicapidae
Product: metacaspase-1-like
Exons: 1
Coding region: 1-642 (213 amino acids)
Source: RefSeq, a predicted model, not a curated record
AUGGGGUACCCACAGGGUCCCUAUAAGGAUGUGGGGGGGUCAAUAGGGUACCCACAGGGUCCCUAUAAGGAUGUGGGGGGGUCAAUAGGGUACCCACAGGGUCCCUAUAAGGAUGUGGGGGGGUCAAUAGGGUACCCACAGGGUCCCUAUAAGGAUGUGGGGGGGUCAAUAGGGUACCCACAGGGUCCCUAUAAGGAUGUGGGGGGGUCAAUAGGGUACCCACAGGGUCCCUAUAAGGAUGUGGGGGGGUCAAUAGGGUACCCACAGGGUCCCUAUAAGGAUGUGGGGGGGUCAAUAGGGUACCCACAGGGUCCCUAUAAGGAUGUGGGGGGGUCAAUAGGGUACCCACAGGGUCCCUAUAAGGAUGUGGGGGGGUCAAUAGGGUACCCACAGGGUCCCUAUAAGGAUGUGGGGGGGUCAAUAGGGUACCCACAGGGUCCCUAUAAGGAUGUGGGGGGGUCAAUAGGGUACCCACAGGGUCCCUAUAAGGAUGUGGGGGGGUCAAUAGGGUACCCACAGGGUCCCUAUAAGGAUGUGGGGGGGUCAAUAGGGUACCCACAGGGUCCCUAUAAGGAUGUGGGGGGGGUCCAUAGGGUUAUGGGGUACCCACAGGGUCCCUAUAAGGAUGUGGGGGGUCCAUAG